This is a messenger RNA of Peromyscus californicus insignis, 7557 nucleotides long. RefSeq names its product solute carrier family 4 member 4 (gene Slc4a4). The transcript has 25 exons. Gene Ontology annotation, molecular function: solute:inorganic anion antiporter activity; monoatomic anion transmembrane transporter activity; sodium:bicarbonate symporter activity. Gene Ontology annotation, biological process: regulation of intracellular pH; bicarbonate transport; monoatomic anion transport. The coding region runs from base 209 to 3493 and encodes 1094 amino acids. NCBI's taxonomy places the organism in Eukaryota, Metazoa, Chordata, Mammalia, Rodentia, Cricetidae. Gene Ontology annotation, cellular component: plasma membrane; basolateral plasma membrane. The record is from RefSeq and is a predicted model, not a curated record.
UGGGCUGGUAUUAAGAGGCUGGCUGCAAGCUAGGCUCCCACUGUGCAUUAGACUAACUCCCUGUCGCUCUGUGUGUGGGUGGGUGUGCAUGUGCUCCUAGGAGGGUAUACAUUUUGUGCAGUGGGUGUUUAAAGAGCUAAGCACCGAAACUGGAUUUCCACAAACGAUCAUCACGAACACUCCAGACACAUCAAACUUCCUCUCUUGGAUGGAGGAUGAAGCUGUUCUGGACAGAGGGGCUUCGUUCCUUAAACACGUGUGUGAUGAAGAAGAAGUAGAAGGCCACCACACCAUCUACAUUGGGGUCCAUGUGCCCAAGAGCUACCGGAGAAGGAGACGUCACAAGAGAAAGGCAGGGCACAAGGAAAAGAAGGAAAAGGAAAGAAUCUCCGAGAACUACUCAGACAAAUCAGAUGUGGAAAAUGCCGAUGAGUCCAGCAGCAGCAUCCUCAAGCCUCUCAUCUCUCCUGCCGCAGAACGCAUCCGAUUCAUCUUGGGAGAAGAAGAUGACAGUCCGGCGCCUCCUCAGCUCUUCACUGAACUCGAUGAGCUGCUGGCUGUGGAUGGGCAGGAGAUGGAAUGGAAGGAGACAGCGAGGUGGAUUAAGUUUGAAGAAAAAGUGGAGCAGGGUGGGGAACGAUGGAGCAAACCCCAUGUGGCCACGCUGUCCCUGCACAGUUUGUUCGAGCUGAGGACGUGUAUGGAGAAAGGAUCCAUCAUGCUUGACCGGGAGGCAUCUUCUCUCCCACAGCUGGUGGAGAUGAUUGCUGACCACCAGAUCGAGACAGGCCUACUGAAGCCAGACCUUAAGGAUAAGGUCACAUACACUUUGCUCCGGAAACACCGACAUCAAACCAAGAAGUCCAACCUUCGGUCCCUGGCUGACAUCGGGAGGACCGUGUCCAGUGCAAGCAGGAUGUUCACCGCCCCUGACAAUGGUAGCCCAGCCAUGACCCAUAGGAACCUGACAUCCUCCAGUCUAAAUGACAUUUCUGAUAAACCAGAGAAGGACCAGCUGAAGAAUAAAUUUAUGAAAAAACUGCCACGCGAUGCAGAAGCCUCCAACGUGCUUGUUGGGGAAGUUGACUUCUUGGAUACUCCAUUCAUUGCCUUUGUUCGGCUACAGCAGGCUGUCAUGCUGGGUGCCCUGACUGAGGUCCCUGUGCCCACAAGGUUCUUAUUCAUUCUCUUAGGUCCAAAGGGGAAAGCCAAGUCCUACCAUGAGAUUGGAAGAGCCAUCGCCACCUUGAUGUCUGAUGAGGUGUUCCAUGACAUCGCUUACAAAGCAAAAGAUAGGCACGACCUGAUUGCCGGCAUUGAUGAGUUCCUGGAUGAAGUCAUUGUCCUCCCACCUGGGGAAUGGGACCCCGCAAUCAGGAUAGAACCUCCAAAGAGCCUCCCAUCAUCUGACAAAAGGAAGAAUAUGUACUCAGGUGGAGAGAAUGUUCAGAUGAAUGGGGACACACCUCAUGAUGGAGGACAUGGAGGAGGAGGGCACGGUGAUUGUGAAGAGCUACAGAGAACUGGCCGGUUCUGUGGUGGAUUAAUUAAGGACAUAAAGAGGAAAGCUCCAUUUUUUGCCAGUGACUUUUAUGAUGCUUUAAAUAUUCAGGCUCUUUCGGCAAUUCUCUUCAUUUAUCUGGCAACGGUAACCAACGCCAUCACUUUUGGAGGACUGCUCGGGGAUGCCACUGACAACAUGCAGGGUGUGUUGGAGAGUUUCCUGGGGACCGCUGUCUCUGGAGCCAUCUUUUGCCUUUUUGCUGGCCAACCGCUCACCAUUUUGAGCAGCACAGGACCUGUCUUGGUGUUUGAGAGGCUUCUGUUUAAUUUCAGCAAGGACCAUAACUUUGACUACUUGGAGUUUCGUCUUUGGAUUGGCCUGUGGUCGGCCUUCAUGUGUCUCAUUCUGGUGGCCACUGAUGCCAGCUUCCUGGUUCAGUACUUUACUCGUUUCACGGAAGAAGGUUUCUCCUCGCUGAUCAGCUUCAUCUUCAUCUAUGAUGCUUUCAAGAAGAUGAUCAAGCUAGCAGACUACUAUCCUAUCAACUCGGACUUCAAAGUGGGCUACAACACCCAUUUCUCCUGUGCUUGCCUGCCACCUGACCCAGUUAACCUCUCAGUAUCUAACGAUACCACACUAGCCCCAGAGGACCUGCCAACAGUUUAUUCUACUGACGUGUACCAUAACGCUACCUUUGACUGGGCCUAUCUGUCAAAGAAGGAGUGUUUGAAGUAUGGAGGAAAGCUUGUGGGAAACAACUGUGAUUUUGUUCCUGAUAUCACACUCAUGUCCUUCAUCCUCUUCCUGGGCACUUACACCUCUUCAAUGGCUAUGAAAAAAUUCAAAACUAGUCGUUAUUUUCCAACGACGGCAAGAAAACUGAUCAGUGAUUUUGCCAUUAUCUUGUCUAUUCUCAUAUUCUGUGUAAUAGACGCCCUGGUAGGUGUGGACACUCCAAAACUAAUUGUGCCAAGCGAGUUCAAGCCAACAAGUCCUAACCGGGGUUGGUUUGUCCCGCCGUUUGGAGGAAACCCCUGGUGGGUGUGCCUUGCUGCCGCUAUCCCGGCCUUGUUAGUCACCAUUCUGAUUUUCAUGGACCAGCAAAUCACGGCUGUGAUUGUGAACAGGAAAGAACAUAAGCUCAAGAAGGGAGCUGGCUAUCACCUGGACCUAUUUUGGGUGGCCAUCCUCAUGGUGGUGUGCUCCUUCAUGGCUCUCCCCUGGUAUGUGGCUGCUACUGUCAUCUCCAUUGCUCACAUCGACAGUCUGAAGAUGGAGACAGAGACGUCUGCACCUGGAGAGCAACCAAAGUUUCUGGGAGUGAGGGAACAAAGAGUCACUGGAACUCUUGUGUUUAUUCUGACGGGCCUGUCAGUCUUCAUGGCUCCCAUCUUGAAGUUUAUCCCCAUGCCUGUUCUGUAUGGUGUGUUCCUGUAUAUGGGGGUGGCCUCGCUCAACGGUGUGCAGUUCAUGGACCGUCUCAAGCUGCUUCUGAUGCCCCUGAAGCAUCAGCCUGACUUCAUCUACCUGCGCCACGUCCCCCUGCGCCGAGUCCAUCUCUUCACCUUCCUGCAGGUGUUGUGCCUGGCUCUGCUCUGGAUCCUCAAGUCAACAGUGGCUGCUAUUAUUUUUCCAGUCAUGAUCUUGGCACUUGUAGCUGUUAGAAAAGGUAUGGACUACCUCUUCUCCCAGCAUGACCUCAGCUUCCUUGAUGACGUCAUUCCAGAAAAGGACAAGAAAAAGAAAGAGGAUGAGAAGAAAAAGAAAAAGAAGAAAGGAAGUUUGGAUAGCGACAAUGACGAUGAGAAAGAUCAUCAACAUUCCUUGAACGCCACACAUCAUGCUGAUAAAAUUCCUUUCCUUGAGUCGCUGGGUAUACCAAGUCCUCCUAGAACUCCAGUGAAAGUUGUGCCUCAGAUUAGACUAGAACUUGAGCCUGAAGACAAUGAUGAUCCCGGGAGGAACAAGGGAACAGAAACUACAUUGUAACCUGUUUGUCUUUCUCAAAACUGACAGUUACCUUGUUAACCGUUCUAAUUUUUUUUUUUUUGGUCUGUGUAUUUUAAAACUUUUGUUUGGUCACUGGCUGAAUAACACAGUCACCCUCUCUGCUUCUCUCUUGCGUAGGUAAAAUCAAGACGAUAGUGUCCCUUUUCUUUAAAACAAACAAACAAAAACAGCGCCCGAGGAAUCACACUUUUGUUUCCGGGCAUUCAGAUGUGUUGUCCUCUGACAUGGAAAUCCCUGUCACUCCAGACACACGCAGAAGCUGCCCUCGUCAAGCAGAGAUUAAAAGUAUUAAGAAUUUUGUACCACUUUUUAUGACACUGUUGAAGGAACUUAGGACCUAAGCUUGGAGCUGUGCUUACUGGCUUGCCCUUGUCUGGUAGAGCAGCCCUUGAGCUCCAGACAGAGUCCCUUCCUGCUUACAGAGCCCCCAAGACUGGAAACGUGCUGCUACCCACCUGCCCUUGCUCGUCAGCCCUGAUCUUAGAGUUAUCAAAAGCAGAAAACACUAAAGGUACUUCGCUCCCUGUAGAGAAACCUUGGCCAUCAUUGUAGCAAGUGCUGGAAUGUCCCUUUUCCUAUGCAACUUUUUUUAACCCUUUAAUGAACUUAUCUGUUGGGUACAUUGAAGAAUAUUUUUCUUCCUAGAUUUUGUUGUUUAAAUUAUGGGGCCUAACCUGCAACUUAUUUUUUGUCAAUUUUUUAAACUUUUUUUUAAUUACUGUAAAGAAAAUGGAAUUUUUUCCUGCAGCAGGAAACAUAGUUUUGAGUAGUUCUACCUCUUACCUGUAGCUGCCAGGCUUUCUGUAAAAAUUGUAUUGUAUAUAAUGUGAUUUUUACACACACACACACACACACACACACACACACACACACACACACACACACACUAGGGUAAGCCAGAAGGCUAGAACAAAUUAAAAGAAAAACAAAACACCAUGUUUCUAAGAAUCUGUUGGGUGGUUGUGGUUUUUUUUUUUUUUUUCCCCUUUCUUCCAAAUAAAUGUAACUGUUCUGUGAAGGAGUUUGGGGAGAGAAAUGUGGAAGAGGAGAAACUUCUGCUGCAGUGGUGGUCAUGCUGGGGGCAGAUGCUGGUGUGUUACAUGUCCAUGUCCUAUGCAGUACUGUUAAGGGUUUCCUCAUCUUAAUAGUUCGUGUGCUUGUGUACGAACUCUGUGUGUGGCUGUUGCACACUUGUGCAAAGCCAGAUAAAGAGUGACAGUAGACAGAGGGCAAAGCUGUCAAGCCCCUUGUGUCCGUUUUCAUAAAACCCAGACCACUCGUGAAAACUCUGUCAGGAGCCGAGAAAUUUAUCAUGGAAAUCCAGGCGAAUGCAUCUUACUAAUCCCUCAGACCUCAGUCAGCAUCACAGGUAACAGCGGUCAAUAGUUAACUAUUGUUAACUAUUGUCAAUAGAUAACAGCACAAAAGCCAUAAGAACAUUGACACCCUGUCACACAUCUGUAACGGGAAGAAUGAACAUGGAGCCGCAAGGACAGUUUAGAGUGCCCAUUUACAUGUGUUUAUAGAGCAAGGUGGUUGGAUCACUUAGAAUGUUAUGUGUGUGUAUGUGUUUCAUCAUCCUGUGUUGAAUAAUUAGGCCUCUACUAGUCAAAUUGAGUGUGCCAUUUGAUUGCUAUAUUUUCAGUAAGUCACAUUAUAUACCGAGUGUAUUUUAAAAUAAUAGUUUAGAUGUGGAAUCCACACUUUGGGAUUCGUAUAGCAGCAGUAGUGAUGCACACUCACUGUCAGGGUUUGCUAGAGGAGUUACAGAAGCAGAGUUGAACCGCUUUUUGGUUCUGUGGUGUGCUCUUACAGACACCCCCCCCCCCCCGUUCAUAUAGUAACUAAAAUAUAAUUCUGCUCUCCUGAAGUUUUGAUGAUAAGAGUUCUAUUAUCCUAAGUUACCUGUUACUUUUACAGUGUAUGGUUCAUCUUGAAACUUUAAAUUUUAUAGAAAUUAGGUAUAAAUGACAUCAUAAAGAAUGCUGUCACUGAAAUGAUAAUUAACGUUAUUUGUUAACAUCUCAAGUGAUACAUUUUACAUCACAUUUGUAUCCAGAGCUAUUCUUAAAAUGGUUGGUGUGUAUUACCUAGUUUCCUAUUAAACCACAUAAGAUUGGUUCAAUUUAGUGAUUGAAGCAUCAGUAGAGUGUUUUAAGUCAUGCAGAGGAAAGGCAGUCCAUCUUGAUGUUAAAUCAAAGCCACUUCAUUUACUUUUCUGAAAUCUCCGGAUAUAUAUUCUAAUUAUGAAUCAAGUUUAUUUUGAGAUUCAUGGUCCUCUGUAUCCUUUUCAGAGAGCUCCUGAAGUAACCUAACUUAUCAUUCGGUCUUUGAGUAGAUCUUGAAGUUAUUGCAGCCCAUUUAUGGUCCCUAUUCUUUGACUGGGGUGGAUGGUUAGUAUUCAUGAAAUGAACAUAAAGCCAUACCUUACAUUUGCUACAAGGAAUAGUUAGCUCCAAGCCCUUUCAUGACUCCCGUCGUUCCCACACUUAACAAGUAGGACCCCAAAUUUCCAUGGAAAUACCACAUUCUAUGAAUCUGGCUGAUUUUGCUUCUUGGCUGGUAACUCAGCAGACUUCAGGGUGGUUUUGUUUCUAUGUAAACUGGACACAAAUACAGUGAUGAAUUGUUUAUAAGCCUUUCUGCCCUUCCUCCCUGGAUGUGAAUUUGGAGAUUAUUUCUUGAGGUACAGACUCAGAGUUGUUGACCAGGAGUACUGUGGUAAUGCAAACAGACUGUGAGAAGGAAGACGGUAGGCUGAGCCUGCCUACCGAAGCACGAGACCUCCAGUCUGUAGAAGCCCUUGGACAUGCUGUUCCUUUGCUACUGUGUGCAAAAACUACUUGGAAUCCUAAUUGUUUUGUGUGUUGGAGGCAGUGCUGUUUCAGCUUCUCCUUCCAGUAAAGUUGAGGGGCGGGGCUGGGAAGUACUCCCUUAAGAAGAGGCAAUGGAAACCUCCCUCCUCAUCCCCUAAGAGAAGGGACAUCUGCUGUCAGUAAUCCAGCUUAUGUGCAUUUUGGGCACAUGUAACAACACACACAGAGUAAAUCCUUUGUUGGCUGUGUAUUGGUGUUUAAUAUAGCAAAUGAUUGUCUUCCAUGUUUUUUUUUUUUAACUGUGUUAAAGUACUUGAAAUGUAUCGACUGCUGACUAUCUUUCAAAAACAAAACCAUUUGAGUUAUAUUACAGAGGUUGGCAUUGAUCGGAAAUGGGACAAAGUUUUCUUCGAUCUUUUUCAUACCACUUCAUGAUUUUGGUGCAGGAAUCUGAGGUUUUCUUCUUAUCUCCUGUGAUAGUUCCCAUCUGCUCUCACAGCACGAGCAUGAAGCCCAGUUGGUACCGAGUGACUGGGGACAGUUGGAAGACUGCAGCCCUUCCCUGUCGGAAUAGCCUUGGGGGUUUGCAGAUGACUUCACUGAGCUUCAUGGCAGUCUGAAACGAAAACCCUUUUGUAAUAUCUGUGAAUCUGGCGACUUGCAUUUUGACCAGAGAUUUGAAUAUGAUAUCUUAUUCCUGGUUCAUUUCAUUGUGUUCUCUGGAUACAUACAAGAAUCCUGAAUUCUGUUUCCUAGGCAAAUACUGCAACUCAGGGCUAAAGUCACCCAAUGAAUCCUUAGAGCCUGAAGUAACUUUGUCCCAGGCCUACAAUGCGCAACAAAUGCAGACUUGCCUCCUUGCAGCCAUUGGCGUGGCUGGUACAUAUCCGUACACAUUACUUUUCACAAUCAGUACGCACUUUCAGAUACUCUUAUUUUUAUUCUCUUAAGUCUUUAUUAACUUUGGAGAAAUGAUGCAUCUUUUUAUUUUAAAUGAAGUAGAUCAACAUGGUGGAACAAAAUUAUAAAGAACAGAAAACAUUUCAAUAUAUUACUAAUAAUUUUUUUCCAAUAUGAAACCUAAAAUUCCUAUAACAUAGUAUUUUACAGUUUUAUGAAGCUUUCUAUUGUGACUUUUAUGGAAUUAAGAGAUGAAGAAGAUGAGAUAUUUUAGCAUUUAUAUUUUUCAAAAUUAAAUGUAUACUUAAAAUAAAGUAACUUUAUGCA